GGAUCUCGUUAUGCGAUGGCUUAGGGUUUCUGUAAGAGCCACCCUAUUUUAAGCCCCCUUCUCCUAUCCUUCAACUCCACAGCGGCGGCAGUGCGUGGGGAGAGGAGCAAGAUGGUUUUCGUCAAAACUCUAAAGACCAAGGCUUACUUCAAGCGAUUUCAAGUCAAGUACAAGAGAAGGAGAGAGGGAAAGACUGAUUAUCGUGCACGAAUCAGAUUGAUUAACCAGGACAAGAACAAAUAUAAUACACCUAAGUAUAGAUUUGUUGUCCGAUUUACUAACAAGGAUAUUGUUGCACAAAUAAUAUCUUCAACCAUUGUUGGUGAUUUGGUUCUUUCAUCUGCGUAUGCCCAUGAACUCCCACGAUAUGGGCUUGAAACUGGUCUUACAAACUAUGCUGCAGCAUACUGCACUGGACUUCUCUUGGCAAGGCGUGUCUUGAAGAAGCUUGAGUUGGAUUCUGAAUAUGAAGGAAAUGUUGAGGCUACUGGAGAAGAUUUCUCUGUUGAACCCACUGACAAUCGAAGACCUUUCCGUGCUUUACUUGAUGUUGGCCUUUUAAGGACAACUACAGGCAACAGAGUAUUUGGUGCUCUCAAGGGUGCAUUAGAUGGUGGUCUUGAUAUCCCCCACAGCGAUAAAAGGUUUGCUGGUUUUAAGAAAGAUGAGAAACAACUUGAUGCAGAAGUUCAUAGGAAAUACAUUUAUGGUGGUCAUGUUGCCUCUUACAUGAAGAGUCUUAUGGAAGAUGAGCCUGAAAAGUAUCAGCAACAUUUCAGUCAAUACAUAAAGAAAGGAAUUGACCCUGAUAACCUUGAGGAGAUGUAUAAGAAGGUCCAUGCUGCCAUUCGUGCCAAUCCAACUCAAGUGAAAUCCACAAAGUCACCACCAAAGGAGUACAAGAGAUAUAACCUAAAGAAGCUCACCUACGAGGAAAGAAAAGCUAAGCUCAUAGAACGACUGAAUGCUCUUAAUUCUUCUGCCGGUGCUGAUGACGAGGACGAAGAUGAUGAGUGAAAAUUAUAUCAAGUGUCAACUUUUGAUAUUCUACUUUUAAUGGUUGCAUAAGCUAUAGGACAAUAUUUGGUGUUGAGCAGUUUAGUUGUUUUGAUCCAACAGAAUUUAUGGGACUUAAACUACUUAUGCAAUUGGUUUUGUUUUCAUUA
This is a messenger RNA of Zingiber officinale, 1166 nucleotides long. RefSeq names its product 60S ribosomal protein L5-1-like. Gene Ontology annotation, molecular function: structural constituent of ribosome; 5S rRNA binding. Gene Ontology annotation, cellular component: ribosome; cytosolic large ribosomal subunit. Lineage: Eukaryota; Viridiplantae; Streptophyta; Magnoliopsida; Zingiberales; Zingiberaceae. Gene Ontology annotation, biological process: translation; ribosomal large subunit assembly. The transcript is spliced from 9 exons. The record is from RefSeq and is a predicted model, not a curated record. Bases 112 to 1017 code for a protein of 301 amino acids.